UGGGAGGACUACGCCAUUCUGUUUCCAGGCCGCGUGGACCACAUCUUGUUAGACUCUGACAUCCAACUGUGGUGUCUUGGUUACCAUGGCAAAUAAUUGCAAUUAUUUUCGGUCUCCCGUCGGCCAUAUGAGAGGUUAUCAGGUGACCACGGAUCAGCCUUCACGGAUGUGUCCGCUAACUGUUCAAAGUUGGGACCCAGGAUGGACCACUGCUCUUUGCAUCUGUUGGUGGUCUCUGCGCUGCUGGCUUGUCUCUCAAGAGUAUCCCCUGCUAGUGGAUGGACUGGUCUGGACCCGGGGUGGACCACUCCCUAUGCAUCAGUCCGUGUCACUUCUCUGAGCCCCGACGUGUCUACAUGCAAGAGGAUACCCUGCUGGCCCCACUAUGGACUGGACUCUCACAUUAUUAACCGUAUCCACUCUGCAUCUGCUCUGGUCACCCAGGGGCGGGUCUACACAUCUGCGGUCCCGUCCAAGAGCCUCGCCAUGUCAGAUGGAGAGUUGAAUAUGUCUGCACGGAGCAGUGCAGGCAGCAGCUCCAGCCUCCCUGCGACCCCAGACGGAGAGGCCAGCCCAGCUAACAGUGUGUUAAGCUGGGCUGUCUCCUUUGAAAAUCUCCUGGAAGACCCCUGUGGCGUCAGCUAUUUUACUGCCUUUCUGAGAUCUGAGGUGAGUGUGGAGAACAUUUUAUUCUGGCAGUCAUGUGAAAAGUUCAGGAAGAUCUCAACCACGUCACUGGAGGAGCUAAAGGCAGAAGCUCGCUCCAUCUAUGAAACGUACUUGUCUGAGAAGGCUCCCUACUCGGUCAACAUUGAUGACACGGCCAAGACAGACAAAAAAGACUUGGAAGAACCCACGCCUGAGAUGUUUAACAAGGCUCAAGCACAGAUCUUUAAGUUGAUGAAGAUGGACAGCUACAGACGCUUUGUGCGCUCGUCCCUCUACCAGAGCUGCACCUUGGCAAGUGUCGAAGGCAAACGUUUACCUCAGCACUCCGCACAACCUUUCCGCACCAUAUCCUGGGAAGAUGUGGCCUCCAGAAGCCCAAAUUUAAGUGAUAAAAAGGUCAAGUCACACUGCAGCAGUUUUCCAGGUGGCAAGCUCUCCUUGGAUAAACAGCAACAGAAAAGAGGAUCCUGGGGAGAUAUGUCCCAAAGCAAUGUUUCCCCUUCUGUCAGAAAGGCUAUGAAGUCGAGCAGUAAUGUGGAGCUUGACUCCCUCUACAGGACGAUAGAGAAUGGCCAUGCAAGUCCUCGCUCCCCAGAGCAGGCUGGUGUCCUUGGAGGACGCUGUGGGAUGGAAGGUGGCUACUGCUGCGUCUACCUGCCUGAUGCUAGUGCCUCGCUGGUGCCAACGCGUAAUGGCGUGCCCAUCAGAGACAUGCUGUCUGGCCUUUGUGAGAAGAGAGGCUUCUCCUUGAAAGAUGUCAUCAUUUACCUGCAUGGCAAGGACAAACAACCAUUAUUAUUGGAUCAGGACUGCUCUGUGCUGAGAGAUCAGCAGGUCUUGCUUGAGCUUCGGGUGACGUUUGUGCUGGAAAAUGCCUUUACGGGUAAGACUGGGGGUAUAAUGGCGAAGUCCAGCAAGACACUGCAAGAUGCCCUGUCAACUGUCUUACAGAAACAUAGUCUAAAGCCUCACGAGGCCCACAUCACUAUUGUAGGAAGUGAUGAGGUUGUGAACAUGAACACUACUGUGUUCAGACUGGCCAAUAAGAUGCUACGGCUUGAAAAAGUCAAAGGAAAAGAUCAAAGCAACAUUCCCAGAGCUAGUGGAACUGCUGCAGCCACACAGGCAGGACCAGGUGGUCCAGAGGAACAGUUCUUGUCCCCUCAGACCAACAAGGUCAAGACUUCACCUAAGCCCAGUAAGAACCGCGACAUGGAUGGGCUCCUGGACUUGCUGUCGAGGGCACAGUGCUGCAGAGUCGAUGACCAGCGAGGUCUUCUCACAAGAGAACAGUUGGAGGUUCCUCUGUUCCUACAGCGUCCCCCAGACCAGGGACAGGACCUAGACUCAGAGGAGUCCAGCACAGACACACCAUCUACUGAACACUCCAAGGUUUCUGAGAACAUUAAGCCAUGUUCUAGUUUAAGUGACUCAGAACGCAAAGACUUAAGGGAAACAUCAGUCUGAAAGACUUUGAUAGUGUGUUGGAUAAAGAACAUGGACAACAUCCCCAACCACCAUUCAGUCUUGUCUGAAAAUAAAAUAUUUUUUACUGCACUUUUUAGUCACUAACAAAUAAGCUCUAUGGCAGAGUUCGCCAACACCUCUGCUACUAAAGUUUCAGGCACAAAGAAAGAAUUAAAAGACAUUAAGGAUACAUUUGAAAACACUACACUUAUAAGGAGUGUUUUCAAUAUGAAUAGUUUUAAUGUAGCCAAAAUGUUAAAAACAACCUAUAUCUUAGCAGUCAAGUCAAAAUGUUUUACUGGCCUUAAAGAUAGGCUGUAGUUAACCAAACUUUUAGUAGUUUUAAAUUUUGUUUGUCAAUGCUUACUUAUGCACUGUCACACAAAUAUCUGCACAGGACUGCCCCGUUUUUGAAGAAUUUUGCACAGUUUGAGCUUAUUGAAUGUUUUGUGGUGGUUUUUAGUAAUGUUUUCACAAUGUGUUGUUUUCUAAUAUUUCUGAUUUCUUCUUUCAGAGUGUAUUUUAUUUGCUGUAAUGGCAUUUUUCAAAAAUGCUGGAUGAGUCCUGCUUUGCUGUCACUUAAUUUCAGUUCACAUGAUUUGCUACUGUUGAGACUCAGGUUGUUGGUAUGAUUUUCAAAAUAGUUAAUCCACAAUUAAACAUUUUGUCAAAUGUGAUCCUUACCGACUUCUAGUUGUAUUUGGUACAUCGCACAUUAGGUAGAAUCUUGAAACAUGACUUUAUAUAACGUAACAUGUGUUGUAAAUAUAAUGUGACUGUUGUGUAUUCUGCUAGUGAUGAAAGCUGGGCAAGUGGAGCUGUGAUUGUCACCUCAUUGCUGUACUGCAUGCUUUAUCCCUUCAUGGGCUUUAUAAAUGUUGGCUUUGUAUUAGGAGAGUUGCAAAAACUGCAGAAUCAUAAGCGGGCUUUUGCAUAUGGAGUUUGAGUUGCUAAGCAUUGCAUUCAACCCUGUAACUACAAGUAGACUAUUUGCAGCAGAGUAAUAGGGAAAAUAGUUAUGUGCGUCAUUGUCGGUCUGUCACAUGCCCACCUCCUCCUGCCGAGAUGCUUACAUUAGCAUGCAGGAUCAUGAUGGGCAUACCAGGUGUCUGUACUUCUCUCACUCUGUGCGUGUGUCCAUCCAUCCAUCCAUCCAUUCAUGCAUGAAUGGUGCGUCGGCAGAGCGCUGAACGGGCACAGAGGGGUGUGCUCUCGCAGACUCCAUAGCGGCAGCAGUGACAUGAGGAACAUCUCCUCGGCUGGACGUCUGCACUGAGAGAGGGAGAAGAGGACGGAAAGAGUGCCCGAGUUUUCAAUCAGAAGUGAUCCUUCAGCUCUGAAGUCAGCCAUGGAGCAGAAAACCAACGAGUGCACAACCAGCACCUCUCCCCAGAAACACAUGAAGAACAGAUCCAAAUCUACAGAUGAGACACAACAGACCAAAAGGGCUUUUUCCUCACAAAAAUCUCUUCCAGGCAGACCACAGCUGGACAGAGUGAAGGAGUGCCUGGAUGGUUCGGAGACGCCAUCAUCCUCCACUGAGGAACUUAAGUGAUCAACCAAGCGAUGAAUGACGUCACCAACAUAAUCCUAUAAAUGUACAUUUGUAUACUUGGAACACUCAACAAGUAAGAUCACUAAGCAAACGCCAACAAUGUACUGUAGAAAGUAAAAAGAAAUGUGACAUGAUGUAACGUAUGUGCUUUCACGACCAUUGCAUGUAGAACAAAAGCAGUGUUUUUAGUGUUAACAUUCCAAUACAAUAAAGUGGUGAUAAUGA
This is a messenger RNA of Nerophis ophidion (straightnose pipefish), 3916 nucleotides long. It is a transcript of the gene rgs14b, whose product is annotated as regulator of G protein signaling 14b. The coding region runs from base 202 to 2136 and encodes 644 amino acids. NCBI's taxonomy places the organism in Eukaryota, Metazoa, Chordata, Actinopteri, Syngnathiformes, Syngnathidae. Gene Ontology annotation, molecular function: GTPase activator activity. The transcript is spliced from 20 exons. The record is from RefSeq and is a predicted model, not a curated record. Gene Ontology annotation, biological process: signal transduction.